This is a messenger RNA of Mycena citricolor, 2222 nucleotides long. The record is from the annotation of a GenBank genome assembly. NCBI's taxonomy places the organism in Eukaryota, Fungi, Basidiomycota, Agaricomycetes, Agaricales, Mycenaceae.
GCCGGUCUUUCUUUCUUGACCACCACCAUCUGCUUUCAUGAGCCCGCGUACGUCCUCGAAACGCAAACGCUCCUCGGGCGCGACGCGGAGCAGCCAAGACGACGUCCCUGUCAUCAUCUCGAGUACGCCCCCUCCCGCCGUUCCUGCCAAGAAGCCGAGACGCCCCGCCACUGUCCGCGACGAGGUCAUCGAGAUCUCCUCGGACGAGGAAGACACGCGACCACGAAAAAUCGGCCGAAAUAAUCCGGACCAACGCUCGCAGCUGCAGCAGGAAAUAUGUGCUCUGAAGAGCAAGUGCGCGAAGCUGGAGCGGGUGCAGAGCGAGCUCGAGGAUGCGCGGAAAGAGAUUGCUCAGCUGAAGCGGCCGGGAAAGAUCAUCUUGGACGCAAUCAAUCUUGACGAUCACAUCUGUUGCGAAAUCUGUUCAACAACGAUGUGGAAGCCAUAUAUUUUGAACGGCUGCGGUCACACUUUCUGCCUCGAUUGUUUAGUGGAGUGGCUGAGUACCUGCCUCGCGCAACACAUGAACACGCAUCCGCACGAGCGUCCUGGCGUCCCUAACCUGCCACCAGCCUUCGUGUACGACCCGAGAAACCCCGUCGUAGCUGCGAUGGUUGCCCAGCACCACCAGACUUCUCAGCCCCAAUACACAUGCCCGAGUUGUCGAAAGGCCAUGAAGUCGAAGCCGACGGAAGACUUUGCGCUGAAAGCGCUCAUUCACACACUAGCUGCUGCUAUCGGGCAGUCGGACCCCAAGGAGGCCCGCCGUCGAGGCAAAGGCCGUGCGGUGGCCUCCAAGGGUCCCUUCGACUCUUUCUUUGGCAAGGAGUGAUGAAAUACAUUAUUAUUGCAUACAUACAUAAUUAUGAUACAUUGUAUGGUAUAAAUACAGACCACCUAUAUACGAGAAACAAUCACCGUUUCUUUGCUUUCGGCUUGGGAACGGGCAGCUUCGGCUUGGCGCGUUUCGCGGAUGCAGAGAGCUGGGCAUCCUCGCUGGCCUUCCUCUUCAGGCUCGGACGACGGGACGACGACCGCGACGAGCUCUCGGCGUCGCCCAUGGUGGACAUCGACAGCGAGGAUUGGCCGGGACUGGGUCGGACAGACGCAUGCGCGGCCGACGAGCGGGACACGACCGACAGUGCCGGCGACACCCGCCUUGCGGACGGAUUCGGGAUCUUGGAGCCACUCGCGGCAGCAGCAGCAGCUGGGAUCAUCCCAGCCAGGCCGUCGGCUGCCUUGGGGCGGGUGAUAGGAGCCGGAUCAGGCUCGACGCGCGACUCUCGGAAGUCGCGCAUGAAGACGCUGUCGACGGACAAGCUGUCCUCGAACGUGCGCAGAUUCGCCUGGAUCCUCGGAUCGUGCUCGGUCGUGAUGCGGUCUCCGGUGAUGUGGGCGCCGAAGAACUCGAGCGACAGCGAGCCCGAGUUCUUCACUGCGGGGUGGCCCUCGUCCUCGGCGGGGGGCUCGCCGAUGUGCUCGGUCCACUCCCACGGCCGGUUCAUCACCGGCGCGUCGGGCACCAGUGCACCCGACGCAUCGGGAUAUGCCGUGGCAAGAUGGGAUACAAUCGCCGUCGGCGCUAGGUGUCGCAGCAGAGCCUGGAUCUGGUUUCUGUACUGCCGCGGGAAGUCGGGCGGGAUAUCCGAGGGCAGAACGUGUGGCGAGUAGCAGAAGGGAUCGAACGCGUCGGAUGGCUUCGCGUUCUGAGCAAGUUCUGGGUGGAGGUAGUAGAGCGUGUCAAUGAGCAGAGAGUAUGCUCCCAAAUCGAGCAGUGGACCACUUCCGUGGAGCUAAGAAGUGCGUUCACGAUCUUACAACCUGAAGCAUGAGAUUGAUACAUACUAUCACCAAUUUGAGGAUUGUCCCGGAAAGCCCGACACUCAGCUCCUUGAUCUUUGGCGUCCAGGAGAAGUGGAAACCAAGAUGAAACUGCAGGAAGCGCGAAAGAGAAAUGGCCACCUGCGUCAGCUCGGGGCUGUCUUCAUCCUGGCUGAGACAGCGUUCGAUUUCGGCAAACUUAUCGUGCAAGACCUGGAAGAAGUUUCCCUGGAUUGUGGCGUCGAGCGCGGGAAGCUGAGCGCCCGGUGACCGGAGCGGCUCUGCGACGUAGGCGAUAACGCGCAGUAGUUCUCCGGCCCGCUCGAAACUCUCGCUAAGUGAUUUUGUGGUCGGGUCUUGCAACAGCCCGGUGACCGUCUUCAGUCCGUUAUUGAUGAACU